AUGUCUUCACUAACCACAUCCUUCAAACAGACAGCUACUUCUGCUCAGCUCCCUUCCCUUCAUGGUUCUUCAACCCGUGGAGACACCACGCUUCAUUUUAACAGCACAGGCUCUCUUAAAACGACACCCAUAAGCCAUAGCCCAACUGUGCAGACAGCCAGCGAGUCUCCAGCCACAGCACAACCCACUCACACAACCGCCCAGGCAGCAGCAACCACCACACAAGCAGGUGAGGAGACAACUCCGACGGUGCCAACCACAACUGCAGCAGGGGCAGCUGGUUCCUCUUCAAAUGGUGCAGGAGGAGGGGAUGCAGGAGGAACGACCAACAGAACUGUACACCUUAUGUGCACAACCACUCAAGCUGUGACAAAUGACAGCACAGAAACGACUGGUGUAGCUACCAACACAACUGGAAAGCCUACACAGACAAACAACCAAACAGCCGUUGUCAUAUCUAUUACAACCGCCAAAAAGACUACAGUAAAGACCACCCAAGGGUCAACUAAUCAAACGACAGCAACAACCACGGCCGUGGCCAACACAACAACUGUUCACACAAGGAACCAAACAACCAUCCCACCUACUACAACAACAGUGAGACCCACUCUCGCCCCUCAGCCUUCUCCCAUCCCCACGGGUACCUACACUGUUCGUAAUGGAAGCACGACCUGCAUCAGAGCAGUGAUGGGUUUGCAGCUGAUAGCUCAAAAUAUCCAGAAGAAGCAGACGGAGUACACGAACAUCAAUCCCAACAAGACACAAAUAUCUGGAAGCUGUGGGACGCUGCAGUCUGCUCUGAACAUAACUUUCAGUGGUGGCUUUAUAAACUUUGUCUUUGUGAAGAAAACACGAACCUACUAUGUCAGUGUAAUCGAGGCCAGCUUACAGUCUGAAGGUAUGCUCUACUACGCAGCCAUACAGGAGCAGAUGUUUACAACCAAGCUGGGGAAUUCCUUCAAAUGUGCCAGCAAGCAAGUCUUCAGCUUGGAGAAGAGCUUCCAGCUGCUCACUGUUAACAUGCAGCUGCAGGCCUUCAAUAUUGUCGGGAACCAGUUUGGAAGAGAGGAAGAAUGUUAUCUUGACAGAAACAGCAAAGUAGUUCCCACUGCAGUGGGCCUCAGUAUCUUGGGAUUAUUUGUCAUUGUGCUCGUCACAUUUGUGAUUUCCAGAAGAAAGCCUACUAGAGGAUAUGAACGCAUCUGAGUUGCCUUUGCACUUCCAAAUGUGUGCAGCAAGUAGAGAAGUUGCAAGAGUUUUUGCAUUUACCUACCAAUCUCACUGCCCUUGAAGCCUGAUUUUUAAAUGGGAUGAUACUGUGUGUUUAAAACUGGUAUUUCUGGAGUGAUUUCCUUAAGGUGGGACGGGGAGGAUGCACCAUCUACUUUAGGCUAUACUUAGCUUCAAAUUUAGAUGUAGUUCUGAGGACCAAAGUUAGGAGCCUAAAUUUCUCAUAUUACCAAUAACAGAGGCAACUCAGACUUCCUAGGUUAGAUGCCUAAAGGUAGGCUUCAAGCUUAACCAUGAGUAUCCCCUGUAAAAUCCACCAAUUUUCCUAAAUAUGGCAUUCAGACCUACUAAAAUAGAUGAGUCCAGUAAUAUAUGACUUCCAGGUAAGUAUAUGAGACAUGUGCACCUACAGACAACCCUGCUAAAACCUCGUGGGAGCACUAUGUAUGCUAAUGUCUUUGGACAACUAUGAGUAUGAUUUUCAUUCAUAUACAGAAGUUAAAUUUAAGAAGUUAUUGUUCUUUCUUAGUCAGGUCCUUGGAGGGACACAGUGGACAUAUGUGUCUCUCACUUCAGGGGCAGUAUUUUUAGAAAACCUCCUAGUUUCCAUUGACUCUGUAUCCAAAUGGGAUACAGUGACCCAUGUGGAGUCAUAUGGAGUCUGUGCAAAAGUUACGGUGACUGUCACUGAGUGCAGCAUCUGUCACUCUGUUGAAAUGACAGCCCUGUGAUCUCUCCCAAUCCAGUGAGAUCCCUCUCAAAGCUCUAUCCAGCGUGUUUGUUACUGAGCAGCUACAUUUUCAUAUGGAAAUAAUUUGGAGUUGCUUUAAAGCACAGUAAUUGUAAUGCUCUGUAGUCUCUUUCCUGCUAAACGAAUAAUGAAGGCGUAUAAUUUGUAACUGCUUUUCAGAUGAUGUUCAG
Molecule: messenger RNA, 2151 nt
Organism: Nothoprocta perdicaria
Lineage: Eukaryota; Metazoa; Chordata; Aves; Tinamiformes; Tinamidae
Gene: LAMP3
Product: lysosomal associated membrane protein 3
Exons: 5
Coding region: 1-1206 (401 amino acids)
Cellular component (GO): membrane
Source: RefSeq, a predicted model, not a curated record